Molecule: messenger RNA, 3003 nt
Organism: Octodon degus (degu)
Lineage: Eukaryota; Metazoa; Chordata; Mammalia; Rodentia; Octodontidae
Product: proliferation marker protein Ki-67
Exons: 14
Coding region: 85-3003 (972 amino acids)
Biological process (GO): regulation of mitotic nuclear division; regulation of chromosome segregation
Cellular component (GO): chromosome; nucleus
Molecular function (GO): protein binding
Source: RefSeq, a predicted model, not a curated record
CGGAGCGAGAGCGGCCCGCGGACGGCGUCCGACUGGGCUGCGCGGGCGGCGGAGAGCGCGGACUGCCCGGACUGAUUUUAGAAAAUGGGGCCCACGGCGCGCCUGGUUACCAUCAAGAGGAACGGGGUGGACGGCAUCCCCUUUCCGCUGACCCUUAGCUCCUGCCUGUUCGGAAGGGGAACCGAAUGUGACAUUCGUAUCCAGCUUCCUGUAGUGUCAAAGCAACACUGUAAAAUUGAAAUCAGUAAGCAGGAGGCUGUAUUGUAUAAUUUCAGUUCCACAAAUCCAACGCAAGUGAAUGGGUCAGCUAUUGAUGAACCUGUACCGCUAAGACAUGGGGAUAUAAUAACAAUUAUUGAUCGAUCUUUCAGGUAUGAAAAUGAGAGUUAUCAGAAUAGAAGCAAGUCACCUCAGCUUCCAGAAAAAACACGUGAACAGAGGUCUGUGCGGCGAGCCUCGAGAGCAAGCUUCUCUGCUGACCCUGAUGAGAAAGAGCGGGAUUCCAAGGCCCGUUCUAACAUCACCGAAGGAGAUGCUUCAGGAGGGUCUCGGGAACAUGUCAAGGAACUCAAGCAGAACAUUCUUACCUCAGAUGGCUCAAAGGACAGUGCUGCCCAAGGACCACUUGAGGCUCCUUCAGCACAUUCAAGACAUGGUAGCAGGAAUGCAAGAGAUCCCAACACUGGGGAUUUAAAGGACCAGUCCCAGGUGACUGUAUUGGGCUGUGGUGGAGAACUGAUACCUUUUCCCACCUCACAGUUUCUCGACAGUGGCAAUAAAAAUGACUCUCCUUUUAAGAUACUCUAUCAGUCAAUGAAGGAAGAGCUUGAUGUAACAUCACAAAGACAAAAUGUUCAACAGUAUCAUCGAAAAUCAGGAUCAUCAGCUGCUCGCUCAGCAGAAAAGGGCAGUGCUGAUGGUUCCCAGGAGGCUCGGCUAUUGGGAUCCUGGAAGUCAAGACCAAGGUCCAGCAGAAGCACCCAUAAUGGUCCUUCUUCACCUGCACCAGAAAGAAGUCAGGCUGAGGAAAGCAAGAGUGACCCAGAGCCGACUCAGACUCCCAAACAAGCUGCACAUUCCAGCAUUUCUCCCUCUCCUUUGACUAAAGCGCAGACCCCUGUGCGGCACUCGGAACAACGAAGAUCUUCACGGAAACGUAGGAGUGAGGACCUGCAUGUUGCUAUUGGAGAAGAGUCUAUGAAUCUGGAUAAGAAUGUGGAUAUGUCUUUGAAGAGAAGGCGUGUGUCCUUUGGGGGUCAUCUAAGACCUGAAUUAUUUGAUGAAAACUUGCCUCCUAAUACACCCCUGAAAAGAGGAGAGACCCCAGUCAAGAGGAAGUCUCUUGGAUCUCAUUCUCCAACUGUCCUAAAGAAAAUCAUCAAGGAGCAGCCUCAAUCAUCAGGAAAAGAAGAGUCUCUGGGAAUCAGCUCGGGAGUGAAAGCACACGAUGUAUCCAAAGCUGCUCUAGCUUCUAGUUCUAGAGAAACUCCUCCAAGGACAAAUGACCAAAGGCGAAGGUCACUCAAGGGCUCUGCUGCCUCUGCUGAUGAGCAAUUUCCACAGGAGACAGACACGCCAAAGAAAGCAGGGAGGAGGAGUGGCCACCUGCCUCCAAAGAGAGCGUCCAUUAGUCGAAGUCAGCAUAACAUUUUACAGAUGAUUUCUUCCAAAAGAAGGAGUGGUGCUUCUGAAGCCAAUCUAAUUGUUGCAAAAUCAUGGGCAGAUGUGGUAAAACUUGGUGUAAAACAAACCCAAACGAAAGUUGUGAAACAUGUCCCCCCUCCAAGGCAGGCGAACAGGAGACAAAGAAGACCUAAUACUCCAAAGAAGCCUUCUGUCAGUGUUCACAAUGAGUGCAGCACAGGCCAUGCAAACUCUCCUUGUACCAUAGUAAUAGGGAAAGCACAGAUUGAAAAAGUAAGUGCACCGGCUAGACCCUACAGAAUGCUGAACAACUUUGUUUUCAACCAGAAAAGGGACUAUAACGAAGAUCUCUCAGGGCUAACAGAAAUGUUUAAAACUCCAGUGAAGGAAAAGCCACAGAUGAUGAGCACCUGUUCUGCCACACCCUCCAAUUCAGAGAAUUUGCUUGGGAAAAAAUCGAAAGUAAUUAGCUCAGGGGAAGAAUCUCUGCCCAUCCCUUCAGUGAAUUUAGGAGAAAAUAUGUACUCUAGUGCUCAGAAUGCAGCAAAAGGACCAUCUGAUGAAUGUUUACCAAGCCCUAUGUUAAGAAGAAAGUGUAUAAAAGAUGAAAAGAUAGUCAAAACUCCUAGAAACAUGCAUAAAAUUACUCAUUUUGAUAUUAAAACUCCAGUUUCUGCAACAGAGACUCUAACCACAGUAUGUAGUACAAAUAAGUUAAGCAAUUAUGAUAGAACUAUGGAAGUGGUUAAGGAAACUCCAAAGCAGAAAUCAGACUCAGCAACAUCUGCAAAAGGAAUGAGGAGAUUGCUAAGAACUCCUAGAAAAUCGCAACCUCUGGACGAUCUAGAUGGUGUCAAAGAACUAUUACAAACACCAAAACACCUAGAUGAGCCCAUAAAUGAGUAUAAAACUAAAGUCCUUUGCAGCUCUCCACAUACAGAAGCAAUGGACACUCCAAGAAGAAAAAACACAUCGCCCAACACUCCCUGGAGGAAAGUGGAUAUAAAAGAGGGGAAAGCAAUGCAUACCCCAAAAGCAACAGAAAGCGAAGACAAAAGCAACAAAGCUUUAAACGAAUCUGCAAAACAGACACUGGACCUAGCAACAAAUAUAUCUGGCAGCAAGAGAUGGCCAAGAACACCUAAGGCAAAGGCUGAGUUGCUAGAAGACCUGGCUGGCUUUCAGGAGCUCUUCCAAACACCAGCCCAUGUCAAGGACUCAGUGACUGAAGAAGGAACCCUCCAAACUCCCUGUGGAUCUUCACAGUCAGGACCAGUGGAUACUUCUACAGCCUCAAGGAGACGUUCUAAGAUAAUCAGGACCAGUAGAUACUUCAGCGACCUCAAGGAGACGUUCUAA